UCAUCCUUCUUUGACACCUCGCACGUUGCAGAAUUUUUGUUUUUCUCUGAAAAAAAUCUUUAAAAAUGACUGCACGGAGCAAGAAACAACGCCAGAGAAAUCUCUCGAUCAAGCGCGAGAAGCAAAAGGUCAAGGAUUUGGCGAAACUCAGGAAAUUAGUUGGUCUCCCGGAGGCUAUGGAUGAAGAUCACGUUCAAGUUGUCGAUGCCGAGAAACUCGCCAAGAAGCAACAAAAACGUGAAGAAGCAAUUAUUGAAGAAGAAUUCAUCGCGGAAAAGACAAAACAAAUCAUCGGAAAGAAAGUGAAGGUUGUUAAUGAAAACACGAAAAAGGAACAUGUUUACGACACAAGGACCAUGAAAGAUCAGUAUGGCAUGUACCCCGUUUGGUAUCGCGCCAACAAAAUUAAGAGGAAGAUAAACAAACGAAAAGUUGGUCAUUCAUCGAAUUUCUGGACAGCAAAUUUUGUUCCAUCAUAAGACUGGAUUUGUUUUUAAACGUUGAAUUCUUCUUUAUUUUUGAUCUUUUUUCCAUAAAUAUAUAAAACUAAUUUCUAAAAAAAAUGU
Messenger RNA from Culicoides brevitarsis, 566 nucleotides. RefSeq lists its product as uncharacterized. Lineage: Eukaryota; Metazoa; Arthropoda; Insecta; Diptera; Ceratopogonidae. The transcript is spliced from 2 exons. Bases 66 to 479 code for a protein of 137 amino acids. The record is from RefSeq and is a predicted model, not a curated record.